AUGACACCUAUGGACAUGUUAGCAACAACAGCCUUGUCUCUGUUUUUACUCUGUUUCGUCUUCUUCUUUUUCACCGCCCGAAAAUUCUGUUCCGGCGAUGGAGCAGUCAAAAUCCCGCCUGGUCCUCCAAGGCUACCUCUUCUUGGUAACAUCUUUCAAAUCGGUGAAAAGCCUCACCGUUCAUUUUUCGAUCUCUCGAGGAUUUACGGAAGCGUAAUGAGUCUUAAACUUGGUUGUUUGACCACGGUGGUCAUAUCGUCACCGGAAGCAGCAAAACAAGUGCUGAAAACACAUGACCUUGCCUUGUGUUAUCGAAUCUCCACUGACCCGGUUCGAGCCGCUGGUCACCACGAGCGUUCCUUUGUCUGGCUACCUCCGUUUGCUCGUUGGAGGUUUCUAAGAAAGAUCACGACAAACCAACUAUCCUCAACGCGGCGUUUAGAAGCAACCAAGGACUUAAGGUCGAGCAAGGUGCAAGAACUUAUGAGCUUCGUUAACAAAUGCUGCGAGAGAAGCGAAGCUGUGAACAUCGCUCGCGCAUCAUUCAUCACAUCACUCAAUAUAAUCUCGAACGCUCUGUUUUCCACAAACCUCGCCGACUUUGAUGACUCCGAGACUACUCGCGAGUUCCAUAACGUGGACUUGUUUCUGGCGGGAACAGACACGAGUUCGAGUGCAGUGGAAUGGGCUAUGGCAGAGUUACUUCGAAACCCUAAGAUGAUAGUGAAAGCUCAAGAAGAGAUAGGACAAGUGAUAGGAGAAAACGACACCGUUCAUGAAUCGGAUAUCAUCAAACUACCUUAUCUAAACGCAGUAGUGAAAGAGACUCUUCGUUUGCACCCUCCCGCCCCGUUUCUCAUCCCUCGAAAAUCCGAGUCUGAAGAUGUCCGAAUUUUCGAGUUCCUCAUUCCUAAGAGUACUCAGGCAUGUCCACGUUACAUGUUAAGUUUUCGAUGCAUAACAACUAAACCGAAUAUAUCUGUUCUUGUCAACAUAUGGGCGAUAGGAAGAGAUCCGAGCGUGUGGGAGAAUCCAACUGCGUUCGAGCCAGAGAGGUUUUUGGGAACAGAGAUCGAUGUGAAAGGCAAUGAUUUUGAGCUGAUCCCGUUCGGAGCUGGACGAAGGAUUUGCCCAGGAUUGCCACUUGGCUUUAUGAUAGUGCAUCUAGUUCUUGCGUCUCUUCUCUACGGAUUUGACUGGAAGUAUCAGAACGGCGUCGUUCCUGAAAAUGUCGAUAUGAGCGAGGCCUUUGGUGUUACCUUGCACAAGGCCGAACCAAUAUGUGCCUUGCCUAUCAAGAAGCGUGUAAAGGAAUGUGCUCCAGCUCUACUCUUAAUACUUAGCUUCCUUUUAACAUAUCUUCUCUUUGCCGCCGUCAAAUCACGACGGAGAUCAUCAAGCCCACUGACUCCGGAACCUCCGGGACCGCCAAGACCUCUGGGAUGGCCCAUCAUCGGACUUCUCCAUAUCAUCGAAAAAGCUCCUCACCGUUCGCUUGCUAAUCUCUCGAGACUUUAUGGACCAGUAAUGAGUCUCAGACUUGGAAGUUUAACCACAGUGAUCAUUUCUUCACCAGAGGCAGCACGAGAGGUUCUAAAAACGCUUGACCAUGUCUUCUCUGCACAAACCUUCAGCGAAACCGUUCGAGCCAUCAAUCAUCAGGAUCACUUUGGUUCGCGAGACUCUGUUUCGCUGGACUCUGUUUCGCAAAGCCAGAUACAUCCCGAUCCUCUAUCUGUUGAUAAACGGUUUCGUCCGAUUUAUAAUCCACUCAUGUUAUGGAGGAAGAUUUUGGAGACUCAGCUGUUCUCAAGGAAGUGUCUCAAAGCCACCAAGACCGUACGGUCGAAGAAAGUGAAAGAACUUAUAACAUACAUGGUCGAAAGCAGCGAAAGAGGAGAAUCCGUCGAGAUUGCUCGUGCUUGCUUCGUCACGUCUCUUAAUGUAAUCUCAAACGUUGUGUUUUCGACCGACUUGGGUAGUUACGACCCUAGAGCCUCCGUUGAGCUCCGGGACUCGUUGUUUUGUAUAAUGGAAAUCAUGGCGAAACCGAACCUCGCAAACUAUUUUCCGUCUCUAGGGUUUCUUGAUCUACAAGGUAUCAGGAAAGAUAUGAAGGUGUGUUCAGAGAGGUUGUUUAGGGUUUUUCAAGGGCUCAUUGAUGCUCGGAUGACGGAGAGACGAUCGCAGACUGGACCUAGAGAUGAAUAUAACAGCGAUCUGUUGGAUUCACUUAUCGAUCUUAUUCAAGAAGACGGAUCUGAAGUCGAUAUGAACGAUAUCAAGCACUUUCUAUACGACUUGUUUAUUUCGGGGACGGAGACGAACUCAACCACGGUAGAAUGGGCAAUGGUUGAGCUAUUACGUAACCCAGAAGCUAUGGCUAACGCUAAAGUCGAGAUCAACUUUAUUGUUGGCCCAAACCGUUACGUUCGUGACUCCGAUCUCUUAGAUUUUCCCUAUUUACAAGCUGUUGUAACAGAGACUAUCCGUUUGCACCCACCGAGUCCAUUUCUGAUCCCACGCAAAGCUGCGUCAGACACAGAGGUUUUAGGGUUCCUCGUUCCUGAAAAUUCUCAGAUUCUGGUUAACGCUUGGGCUAUAGGACGAGACCCGAGCGUUUGGGAAAACGCGGAACGGUUCGAGCCAGAGAGAUUCUUGGGACGGGACAUUGGGUCGAUAGGUAAGGAUCUUGAAAUGAUACCGUUUGGAGCUGGACGAAGGAUGUGCCCUGGAAUAUCACUGGCGUUGAGGAUUGUGCCUCACAUGCUUGCUUCACUUAUCUAUUCGUUCGAAUGGACUCUUGAAAACGAAAAAAACUACGUCGUUCCUGCGGAUUUGGACAUGAACGAGACUUUCGGUCUUACCUUGCACAAGACCAACCCACUUUAUUCUGAUUUCGUCAAGAAAUCGCCUCGGCACGGAGCGGAUAUUCGGAAUUUGAGUGAUAUCCGUGAUCCGCUCUGCUCCUCUCUUACAGGCUUGUUAUGGAGGAAGAUAUCAGCGAGUCGCAUGUUCUCCCCGCAGCGUCUCGAAGCCACGAAGUCCGUGCGGAUGAAGAAAGUGAAUGAACUUUUAACCUUUAUGAGCGACAGAUGCGAAAGAGGAGAACCCGUCGACAUUGCUCGUGCCUCUUUCGUCACAUCCAUCAAUCUAAUCUCAAACGCUAUGUUUUCGACCGACUUGAGUAGUUACGACCCGAGAGCCUCCCUGGAGCUCCAAGACUCGGUGGUUCGUAUAAUGAAAACCGUCGGGAAACCAAACCUCGCCAACUAUUUCCCGUUUAUUGGGUUUCUUGAUCUGCAAGGUAUCCGGAAAGAGAUGAAAGUUUUUCAAGGGUUCAUCGAUGGUCGGAACAGUGAGAAAUCGUCGCGGCCUGAAAACGAUCUCUUGGAUUUGCUUAUGGAUUUAGUCAAACAGAACGGAUCUGAGCUCAACGUGAACGAUAUCAAACACUUUCUAUUAGACUUGUUUAUUGGAGGGGUGGAUACGAACUCCAGCACAGUGGAAUGGGCAAUGGCUGAGCUACUUCGCAACCCUAAGACAAUGGCUAAAGCUCAAGCAGAGAUGGACGAUGUGGUAGGUCCAAACGGUGUGGUUCAGGAGUCGGAUACAUCACAUCUUCCUUAUUUACAAGCGUUAGUGAAAGAGACUCUGCGUUUACACCCACCGGGUCCAUUUCUGGCCCCACAUCAAGCCGAGUCAAACGCAGAGGUUUUAGGGUUUCUCGUGCCUAAGAAUGCUCAGGUUUUGGUGAACGUUUGGGCUAUAGGACGAGACUCGAGGGCGUGGGAAAACGCAGAGCGGUUCGAGCCAGAUAGGUUUUUGUUUGGGCGAGAAAUCGAUUUGAAAGGUAGAGAUUUCGAGCUGAUACCGUUUGGGGCUGGACGAAGAAUAUGUCCUGGAAUGUCUCUGGCUAUGAGGACAGUGCCUUUCAUUCUUGCUUCUCUUCUUCAUUCCUUUCAAUGGAAACUACAAAACGGUGUCGUCCCUGAGGAUGUAGACAUGGAAGAGACCUUCGGUAGUACCUUGCAUAAGAAAAACCCACUUCAUGCCGUCCCUGUCAAGAAACGUGCGAGUGGUUAG
Molecule: messenger RNA, 4086 nt
Organism: Thlaspi arvense
Lineage: Eukaryota; Viridiplantae; Streptophyta; Magnoliopsida; Brassicales; Brassicaceae
Source: the annotation of a GenBank genome assembly